ACUGCGCAGGCGCGGUGCCACUUACCCGCCAUGGAAGUGGUGGGUCUCCUGUGUCUGGUGGUGGCUGUCCUGACAUGGGGCUUCCUCCGGGUUCGGGACGCGGCGAAACGAAUGAAGUCUCCGGAGCAGGCAGGCCUGCUGGGAGCCGGAAGCCGGGCCCUUCUGGUGAUCGCGCACCCGGACGAUGAAGCCAUGUUCUUUGCUCCCACGGUGCUAGGCUUGGCCCGCCUGGAGCUGCGGGUGUUCUUGCUCUGCUUCUCCUCAGGAAAUUACUACAAUCAAGGAGAGAUUCGAAAGAAAGAACUUUUGCAGAGCUGUGAUGUUUUGGGGAUCCCACCUUCCCGAGUAACAAUUAUCGACAACAGCAAGUUUCCAGAUGACCCAGGAGUGCAGUGGGACACAGAGUGUGUGGCCAGCACCCUCCUCCAACACAUAGAUGUCAAUGGCAUCGACUUGGUGGUGACUUUUGAUGCAGAAGGAGUCAGUGGUCACAGCAAUCAUAUUGCUUUGUACAGAGCUGUGAGAGCCCUGCACUCAGAAGGAAAGCUGCCUAAAGGGUGCUCUGUACUUACUCUGAAGUCUGUGAAUGUGCUACGGAAGUAUCUCUACCCUCUGGAUCUGCCCUGGUCUCUCCUCUCACCCCACGAUGUCCUCUUCCAGCUCACCAGUAAAGAAGUGGCACAGGCCAAGAAAGCCAUGUCCUGCCACCACAGUCAGCUCCUCUGGUUCCGCCACCUCUACGUCAUCUUCUCCAGAUACAUGAGAAUCAACUCACUACAGUUCCUCUGAAGCCAAGAAGAGUUUUCAGAUCUUCAGAACAAAAGGCAGAAACAAACCAAGAAGUCCCUGGACCUGGCUUUGGGCUGGCUCCAUCCCCUUAGCCCAGGGCCAGGGACCCCCCCCAAGCAGCCUCUGAGGGAAAAACACCACCAAGACCCAAAACUGCACCAAUGCAAUAAUAGCUACCCCACUAAUUUACCAACUCUUGUGAAAAAUAGUUGGCAUGAUAACAGAGUGUGUAUCAAUCAUCUAGCAAAGCCUGGGAAGGUUGCCUUUACCAGAAAUGAAUGUAAAGGUGCCAUAAAAAAUAGUUCCCAGAUGGGGUUUUUACAUUGCUUCUAAAGCAGGCUGUUUUGGUCAGUCUUCUAUUCCUGUAACCAGGGGUCUGUAGAGUUGAGAUUUACUUAGCUCACAGUUCUGCCAAGUCUAAGAGCAUGGCAGCCUCUGUAUCACAGCUGGUGGAGGGCUUUUUGAUGCAUCUCAAAGACAAAGGCAGUCACUGGGACACAAAGCUAGUGAGCCUGAGAUUGCUCCUUUAAAACAAAGCCACAGCUGCAAGUGACCCAGUCACCUGCAAAAGGUCUCACCUCCCAACACUGGUGCUUUGAGCACACCUGAGUUCCACAGACAUGGUCAAACCAUAACACAGGUUCAACACACAUACACAGAAAGAGAGAGACAGAGAGAGAGAAACUUCAGUUGGUUCAACCAUACUUCCUUGGGUUUUUAUUUGUGGCCUCCUUACCAGAACUUUAGUUCUGUGCUUUAUCACCAUGGUACUGAUGUGUGUAGAUGGUCAUGUGGGUCCUCCCUUUGGGGAGCCAAUAAACAUCUUGGUUCUCUGCCUUUUGAAAGUAGGAGCUGUGCAAACACCUUUAAUCCAAGAACUCAGGAGGCAGAGGCAGGUGGAUCUCCGAGUCCAAGGCCAGCCUGAUCUACAUAGUAAGUUUCAGGACAGCCAGAGCUUUGGAGACAGACCCUGUCUCAAAAAGAAAAAAGUAGGAAAUAGAGAAAAGACAAACCUGGAACCGUUUUUUUAAGCACUGAAGAAUCUGAUGUCAAUGGGUCAGUGGUGGUACACUCCUUUAAUCCCAGCACUUGGGAGGCAGAGGUGGGUGGAUCUGUGAGUUCAAGGCCAGCCUGGUCUAUAGAGUCAGUUUUAGGGCAGCCAGAGCUACACAGAGAAACCCUGUCUCAAAAUACAAACAAACAAACAAACAAAAAAAGAAUCUCCUGUCGCCAAGCAUGGUGGCACAUAUCUAAACUUCCAGCACUCAGAAGAUAGACAGAAUUACUGGAAGUGUGAGGGCAGCCAUGUCCUACAUGUGAAAAUGCCAUAAUGAAACCCAUCAUUCAUAUGCUAAUGUAAAAGAUUAAUUAAAAUGCAUAUAUAUGCAUAUA
Molecule: messenger RNA, 2181 nt
Organism: Cricetulus griseus (Chinese hamster)
Lineage: Eukaryota; Metazoa; Chordata; Mammalia; Rodentia; Cricetidae
Source: RefSeq, a predicted model, not a curated record